This is a messenger RNA of Spea bombifrons (plains spadefoot toad), 2034 nucleotides long. It is a transcript of the gene PHAF1, whose product is annotated as phagosome assembly factor 1. Gene Ontology annotation, cellular component: synaptic vesicle membrane; trans-Golgi network; dendrite. Bases 235 to 1506 code for a protein of 423 amino acids. Gene Ontology annotation, biological process: Golgi to plasma membrane protein transport. NCBI's taxonomy places the organism in Eukaryota, Metazoa, Chordata, Amphibia, Anura, Pelobatidae. The transcript has 18 exons. The record is from RefSeq and is a predicted model, not a curated record.
CCGGAAGUUUUGCAGCAGCUACCGGGAGAGGAAUACAAACAGAGGAGAGAGAGCUGCCCAGAGCGCCUGCACCUAUGUACUAACAGAGCCGGAAAGCGAUAUCCGAGAGCGACGGAAGCGCUGAACCCCGUCAGACCCCACUGAGCGCACAGACAGCUGUGGACCUAUGUACUGACAGGUGACACCUGACAUUCUGGAACUCAGCUGACCGCUGGACCUCCCUGCCCUGAGCCAAUGCUGGAUCUGGAGGUCGUACCAGAAAGAUCCCUGGGUAAUCAGCAAUGGGAGUUUACAUUAGGAAUGCCCCUCACUCAGGCUGUGUCGAUCCUCCAGAAGCACUGCAGGACCAUCAGAAAUGUGCAGAUCCUCUAUAGCGAACAGUGUCCUCUGAACCAUGACCUGAUCCUUAGCCUGACUCAGGAUGGAAUCAAACUGCUGUUUGAUGCAUUCAACCAGAGGCUGAAGGUGAUAGAAGUCUAUGAUUUGACUAAAGUGAAGUUAAAAUAUUGUGGGGUUCACUUCAACUCGCAGGCCAUUGCUCCCACCAUAGAGCAGAUUGAUCAGUCUUUUGGCGCAACACACCCAGGAGUUUACAACACAGCAGAGCAACUGUUCCACCUCAAUUUCCGUGGUCUGUCUUUCUCCUUUCAACUGGAUUCCUGGACUGAGGCUCCCAAGUAUGAGCCCAACUUUGCCCAUGGUUUGGCAUCCCUCCAAAUCCCACAUGGAGCUAUGGUAAAGCGCAUGUAUAUAUACAGUGGGAACAGCUUACAGGACACCAAGGCUCCCAGCAUGCCUCUGGGCUGUUACAUGGGUAAUGUGUAUGCAGAAAGUGUGGACGUUCUGCGGGAUGGUUCAGGACCUCAAGGACUGAGACUCCGUCUUCUAAGUACUGGUUGUGGGCCCGGGGUGAUGGCAGAUGCCAAGAUGCGAGUUACAGAGCGCUGCGUGCAUUUCGGUGAUUCCUGCCAGGAUGUUCUGAGCAUACUAGGAGCACCACAUAAAGUCUUCUACAAGUCUGAGGACAAGAUGAAGAUUCAUUCCCCGUCACCCCACAAGCAGGUUCCGGCAAAGUGCAACGAUUAUUUCUACAACUAUUUUACCCUGGGUGUGGAUGUUCUUUUCGAUGCAAACACUCACAAGGCAAAGAAGUUCGUCCUGCACACAAAUUAUCCUGGACAUUACAACUUUAACAUCUACCAUCGAUGUGACUUUAGGAUUCCUUUGACAGUGAAGCGAGACACAUCUGAAACACAAACGGAAAUUUGUACUACCUAUAGCAAGUGGGACAGUAUUCAGGAGCUCCUUGGACAUCCGAUGGAGAAACCAGUGGUUCUGCACAGAUCAUCUUCGCCUAACAACACAAAUCCAUUUGGAUCAACGUUUUGCUUCGGCCUCCAGAGAAUGAUCUUUGAGGUGAUGCAGAACAACCAUAUAGCGUCUGUAACUCUCUACGGGGCCCCAAGAGCCGGCACGCAGCAAAAAUCAAGCGAGCUGAGCCAGUAAGCACGGAACAAACUGAUAUUGAGUUAACUACUUGCUUGCCAGUUGGGCUAAGCCAACCAUGGAUUUACACUGCCUCUGGUUACCAAAGGGUUAACGCAUCAACAAAUCUCCGUACAUUGCCCUGCUGAAGCAUCCCAGGGGGGGCAAAAAAAAGCCUCUCGUAGUGAAAUUUUGCUGCUGUUUGUUAUUUGAGUUUACACUGCCCAUGCCUGCUAGUAUUAUGUCUUUUGAAGUCGUGGUGAUGUCAUCAGCCCAUGUGACAGGAAGUAUGAACAGACUGAGGCAUGCUUGAGGGGUUGAUAGCUUGGUCUUAGAAUACAAAAUAACGGUGUAGUUUAUUUAUAGGGAUUAUAUCUGUUUUAAAACCAAGUUGUGAUGGAUUCCCCCCCUGAAAGGGUUGGCUAGGAAAUGUUGAUUUAAUCAAUUAGAUGAUUUAUUUUAUUUUUUGUUAACAAUAAUUCUUGAAUUUGUUGCCCCCAAACAGCAUGUUUACCCACAGGCCAAUAAAAGGAGACUAUUGGUUACAAC